AUGUCGAAGUUGCAUUUGGAGAUUUCGAGACUCCGUGAUCGAGCAAUCCAGGAAAUACCACGAUUGCGGCGACUUAUCAACGACUACGAAGAAUUUGUCGCGAACGAGGAUUACAUAUCAAUUGACCUCGAUUGCAAUGCAGUUGUUGAACUACGAAAGUUACUAAGGACUGAAUCCAACGGCGUAGACGAAAAACAGCCAUUGAUCGAGCCACUAUCACCACCGGCACUUGAUGCAGAAUCAACCAGCCAGCCUGGGAGGGUUACCAGUGGAGCUUUCGAUGGUUUUGAAAGCGAGGAACCUAAUGAUCCAAAAAUACCCGUAUGUUCGAUCCCAACACAAUCGCAGCAAAAGGAUACAGUAUUCAAAAGUAUGGAGAAAGUUAACCGAGUCUUCAAUUCCAGGGUUCCUGGUUCAAUCGAAAGACCAUUAAUCAUACAAGCCUUCCGAUGCACGGAAGAGAACCCUAGCACUUACUAUACUAUGGUUUCUGAGGAUACAAUAUUUUCCACCAUACCUAUGCUACGCGUGUUGUUUGAAGGAAAGAUCGGUGGAGGCGUGAAAGAUGACGAUGAUAUAUGUCACGACCCAGAAAGGUCGACCAAACUGAAGAUUAAGGUGCCUGGAAAGAUUGUAUUUAUACACAAUGUCAUAACCUCGGAAUUUCAUGACGCCAAUAUGAACUACGGCACUAUAGCACAGUGGCCUAAGUUGAGAUCUGCCAUUUCAACCGAGGCGGACUUGGAGAACAUUCGAAAUUUAGCUGAUUUCCUCCUGGUCAGCAAGAGUGAUAGAGAGAUCAUGCACAAGCAGCUGUCUUCUUACAUCAAGAAAAGAAAAUAUUUACCUGCUGCUCGAUGUGGACAAACUUCAAAUAACAAUCAGCAGACCGUUUCUGCAAAGAGGGAAUCGUCAUACGAGGGAGACACAAAUAACAAGAAGGCGAGAUACGAAAUCAUUGAUUUAACAGGGGACGACAAUCUCAGAAAGCAGAAACCUCGCGCGGGGUACAUUUACGCACGCGAGAGAGUGUCAAGAAAGCAUGAGGAUCCCUACCUCCCUGGCGGAAAUGCCGUUCUUCACGACCCAGAUCGUGAAGAGCCGAGUGAUUGGAGAGGCGAUACCGCUACUGGACCAAGUAGUCGUGGGACGGAUGAUCACAUGGAUAAGUGCAUUUUGAUUCAAAGCUUGACCGCGAGCGUAGAAUAUGAACAUUGUCUACAAAAAGUCAUGUGGGUAACUGAAGAAUCCAGUUUGCUUUCUAGUCUGAUUAAGGGCUAUGCCACCCCAUCAGAACCUGCACUCGAGGGUAUGGUCAAUCUAGAUGACUGGCAUGAAGGGGCUGUCUGUGUUAGUGUGGAUUGGAAUUCUGUAAUUAGAUACUACGCAGUGAAGAACAACCAAGAAGCGGUGAUGAUCCAGGGAUGGGGUGUGGAAAUGGCAUCUAAGGCAUUGGGACCAUGGCUCGAGAGAGUUGGUAAGAGCUGCGAAUACUGGGUGGAAUGGGAACCUGAAGUACUUGAGAAGGCGUGUGUGGUCAAGAAAUUCAUUGGUGCGACCGAUCGACGCUGCAAUACACGAUCCUUGGUCUAA
Molecule: messenger RNA, 1593 nt
Organism: Botrytis sinoallii
Lineage: Eukaryota; Fungi; Ascomycota; Leotiomycetes; Helotiales; Sclerotiniaceae
Exons: 3
Coding region: 1-1593 (530 amino acids)
Source: RefSeq, a predicted model, not a curated record